This is a messenger RNA of Vicugna pacos (alpaca), 6019 nucleotides long. Lineage: Eukaryota; Metazoa; Chordata; Mammalia; Artiodactyla; Camelidae. The record is from RefSeq and is a predicted model, not a curated record.
AGUCCCUGAAGAUGAGUGAGGGUGGUGGUGAGGGAAGGUGGGGGCGAGGAGACAGGAACAAGACAGAGUUAUUUUGAUCACAUUUUUCCCGGGCUGAUUACAUCUUAGUGACAUUUGAACUUUGGGAAAGAACACAGCCCUGCGUGUGGGGCCUGGGACCGAGGGGCAGAGGCGGGGCCAGGGGCUGGCAUGGCUGCAGGGCCGCUGGGCUCCGAGGACCUGCUGAGUAGCUGGGACCGGCUGGCAUGGCGCCUGACUCGCCGGGCGCUGAGGACAUGCCGAGGAGGGAACCUGCGGGGUCUGCAACUGGUGCUGAAGCCGUGGUGCAUCUCCAGGGCUGUCUACCAGAUGACGGAGGGCCGUCGAUGUCAAGUCCAUCUUCUUGAUGACAGGAAGCUGGAACUCCUAGUACAGCCCAAGCUUUUGGCCAAGGAGCUGCUUGACCUCGUGGCAUCUCAUUUCAAUCUGAAGGAGAAGGAAUACUUUGGAAUAGCCUUCACAGAUGAGACGGGACACUUAAACUGGCUUCAGCUGGAUCGAAGAGUGUUGGAACAUGACUUCCCCAAAAAAUCAGGACCAGUGGUUUUAUACUUUUGUGUCAGGUUCUAUAUCGAAAGCAUUUCAUACCUGAAGGACAAUGCCACCAUCGAGCUCUUCUUUCUGAAUGCCAAGUCCUGUAUCUACAAGGAGCUGAUUGAUGUUGACAGUGAAGUAGUGUUUGAAUUAGCCUCCUAUAUUUUACAGGAGGCAAAGGGAGAUUUUUCUAGCAACGAAGUGGUGAGGACUGACUUGAAGAAGCUACCAGCACUUCCCACGCAGGCCCUGAAGGAGCACCCCUCCCUAGCCUACUGUGAGGACCGGGUCAUCGAGCACUACAAGAAGCUGAACGGCCAGACCAGAGGCCAAGCCAUCGUCAACUACAUGAGCAUCGUGGAGUCUCUUCCAACCUACGGAGUUCACUAUUAUGCAGUGAAGGACAAGCAGGGGAUACCGUGGUGGCUGGGACUGAGCUACAAAGGCAUCUUCCAGUAUGACUACCACGAUAAAGUCAAGCCGAGGAAGAUAUUCCAGUGGAGACAGUUGGAAAACCUGUAUUUCAGAGAGAAGAAGUUUUCUGUGGAAGUUCACGACCCACGCAGGGCUUCGGUGACAAGGAGGACGUUUGGACACAGCGGCAUCGCAGUGCACACGUGGUACGCGUGUCCAGCACUGAUCAAGUCCAUCUGGGCCAUGGCCAUCAGCCAACACCAGUUCUAUCUGGACAGAAAGCAGAGUAAGUCGAAAAUCCAUGCCGCCCGGAGCCUGAGCGAAAUCGCGAUCGACCUGACGGAGACGGGGACGCUGAAGACGUCCAAGCUGGCCAACAUGGGCAGCAAGGGCAAGAUCAUCAGCGGCAGCAGCGGGAGCCUCCUGUCCUCAGGUUCUCAGGAAUCAGACAGUUCUCAGUCGGCCAAGAAAGACAUGCUGGCAGCCUUGAAAUCCAGGCAGGAAGCCCUGGAGGAGACCCUUCGCCAGCGGCUGGAAGAGCUGAAGAAACUCUGCCUCCGGGAAGCGGAGCUGACAGGCAAGCUGCCGGUCGAAUAUCCCUUGGAUCCGGGGGAGGAGCCACCCAUUGUGCGAAGAAGAAUUGGAACCGCCUUCAAACUGGACGAGCAGAAAAUCCUGCCCAAAGGAGAGGAAGCCGAGCUGGAACGCCUGGAGCGCGAGUUUGCCAUCCAGUCCCAGAUCACAGAGGCUGCCCGCCGCCUGGCCAGUGACCCGAACGUCAGCAAAAAACUCAAGAAGCAGAGGAAAACCUCUUACCUGAAUGCACUGAAGAAGCUGCAGGAGAUUGAAAGCGCAAUCAAUGAGAACCGCAUCAAGUCUGGGAAGAAGCCCACCCAGAGGGCCUCGCUGAUCAUGGACGAUGGAAAUAUUGCCAGUGAAGACAGUUCCCUGUCAGAUGCCCUGGUUCUAGAGGAUGAAGACUCUCAGGUCACCAGCACACUGUCCCCCUUACAGUCCCCUCACAAGGGACUUCCUCCUCGGCCGCCGUCGCACAACAGGCCGCCUCCGCCCCAGUCCCUGGAGGGACUCAGGCAGACGCACUAUCACCGCAACGACUAUGACAAGUCGCCCAUCAAGCCCAAAAUGUGGAGCGAGUCCUCUUUAGAUGAGCCUUACGAGAAGGUCAAGAAACGUUCCUCCCACAGUCACUCCAGCAGCCACAAGCGCUUCCCCAGCACAGGGAGCUGUGCCGAAGCCGGCGGGGGCAGCAGCUCCCUGCAGAACAGCCCCAUCCGCAGCCUCCCGCACUGGAACUCGCAGUCCAGCAUGCCAUCCACACCCGACCUACGAGUCCGCAGCCCCCACUACGUUCAUUCCACGAGGUCGGUGGACCUCAGCCCCACGCGGCUGCACAGCCUGGCCCUGCACUUUAGGCACCGGAGCUCCAGCUUGGAGUCCCAGGGCAAGCUCCUGGGCUCGGAGAACGACACGGGGAGCCCCGACUUCUACACGCCACGGACUCGUAGCAGCAACGGCUCGGACCCCAUGGACGACUGCUCGUCGUGCACCAGCCACUCGAGCUCGGAGCACUACUACCCGGCGCAGAUGAACGCCAACUACUCGACGCUGGCCGAGGACUCGCCGUCGAAGGCGCGCGCGCGCCAGCGGGUCACCAGGAUGCCCCAGAUGUGCAAGGCCACGUCAGCUGCCUUACCUCAAAGCCAGAGAAGCUCAACGCCGUCAAGUGAAGUUGGAGCGACGCCCCCCAGCAGCCCCCACCACAUCCUGACCUGGCAGACCGGGAGCUACAGUGAUAGCUGCUUCCUGGAUUCCUCCCUCUAUCCAGAGCUAGCAGACGUCCAGUGGUACGGGCAGGAGAAAGCCAAGCCCGGGACCCUCGUGUGAGCCAGCCGGCCUCAAUCUGACCGCCUCAACGCCAUUCUGAGAUCACCUCACUGCCUCUCAUUUGCCUUACCCAGACACACACUGUCACCCUGCACCAGCUUCGGCCCUCAGCACUUUUCUUCUCCCGUCUCCGCAUCCCCUCACCCUCAAAAAACCUGACUGAGGAGACAUUCUGGAAGGUUCCGGUCCCACUGUGUGUUCCCUGGCUCUCCUGUCCAGAGAGCCAGGCUCCAAUCCUCGAUGGCGCCUUGGUGGCUCCCCCCACCGUGACAGCCCCCAGGCCAGGAACCAUCAGGGAAGCUGCUGGCAUCAAAUUCCUGUGGACAAGCGGCCUUGGUGGAGAACAGGAAGGGGGACUGAAGUACAGGGUGAUCCAGAAAGACGAGACAGCUAUGGCCAGCCCACCACCCGCAGGCCAGCCAAGCGCCUCGGGAAGAGGAUGCCUCGUGGGAACAUUCAGCUGAAAUUUCUCCUGGGAGGGAGUGGCUGUUGGGGGAGGGGGGAUGAAAAAAGGAAGCUGAACACGUCAGAGAUGCAUAAGGAUCACAAUCAGUUCUAUGCUGCCAAAGAUUUUAAAAAUUCACAAAUAAAAACAAAAAAAUUAAGAGGGGCCAAGAGGAAGACAUUCUUUCUGCAAUGAAAUCUCUGAAAUUCUCCACUGCUACCACACCCCACAAGUGAAAGUCAACUGUCUGUGAAGUGUUUCCCCUCUUGUCCCUUAACAUGCCACCUCCCCUCUCAGUCGAGAGCCUGAAAAACUUACCCAGGGUGAUGCUCAAGCUGGGGGAGCCGCAAGGGGCACCGCUGACCUGAGCUCCGUGAGCCUGGGCCCGGGGGAGGGCAGGCCCAGGGAGUGGCAGCGUGCACGCUCAGCCCUGUGCGGGGCUUCGGCUCAGACACAGAGCUGCUCUCCUUUGGGGAUUUGUAGGAAACUUAAGGUGAUGCUUGCCAAAAGCGGUUCUCUCUCAUUAAAACAACCAGUAAAAGUGUAUCCUAUUUUUUCGCACAAGGUGUUUCAUUUUCUUUUUUACGGGAAACCAAGGGAAAAAGCACAUUGCGAUCCAUUCGAGUGUUUAACUGUUGUGGCCCAUUUUCUGUUCGUGAGCACUGGUGGGACAAAGAGCUCAGGUCCGACUCCUCUCGGCACCCAGUCACCAGUGUGGCACUUAUUCCAAGAACCCAACUGUGCCCGCGUGUCGACUAGCCGGCAGGCAGAGCAGGGUUGGAAAAAAUGAUCAGCUCCCAGAGGGCCCACGUGCCUCCACUAGCAGCAGCCACCUGGAAGGACCGCCUGGUCUGCAGGCACCCAAAGCGGAAGGGCGAGAGAGGAAGGUGUGUGGGGGCUGCACGUUUACAUGUGUUUUGAGCUAUGCUUGAUACACAACUGGAAAGCCAUCAAUCCUCAAAGGCCUCAAAAAUACUUUUAUAGUGGUAACAAAUGCACACUCUUAGUUGGGUUAUUUCAAUGGCACAACACAAUCUCCACAGAGGUGGUACGCUGUGCUUACCGGCGCAACUGGGGUGGGUGGGGUUUUGUUUUGUUUUGUUUUUUCACUUGUAAUGACUUCCUAUUGGAAAGGCAUUGGCCAGCAAGGGACAGGAGCCGGGGUGGGGGCAACUUCGUGGACAAGCAGAACUGAAGUUAGCUUUAGCGUAAAAAGAAAAAUUUUUUGGUUUUUUCAUGUAUAUGUGAUCCAAGAAUAACAGUAGACUCUACCAGACCAGGGGGGUAAGAAUGAACAGGAAAAUAAAAUCAAAAACCAUGGGGCUCCCCCUGCUGCAGCUCGAAAAGCACCGUGGGGGGGUCUCUGGGGGCCCCCAGCAGGCGGGGGGCCAGUCUGGACUGUCCAGGGCCUGGGUUCCCCGGCUCUGUGCAGCUGGGUUGGUGAUACCAGCUUGCAGAAGGGACUAAUGUUCACUGAAGACUUUAGGGGUAAACCCUGCAGGAUAGAUCACACUGAUUAUAAUGUUAUUACAUGAUUUGGGGGAUGGGGGGUGGCUACUGCUCUUAUUUUGAUGGUCAGAGCUACAAACAGCAGGUUUUUCUCCUUUCCCAUUUGGAAACAUUUAUAUAUUAGGCCAUAUUCUUUCUCCCAAAAGACGAUGCAUGAAUAAUCAAACUGAACUCUGUGCCACAGGAAAAGUCGAAAGGGAAACAGUGGCUGCAGGUUGUAUAAUACAACACGGACCGUAGUCUGAAAUCAAGUCUGAAGUCAGUCGAUCAAGUUUCCAGCCCAGCUGGGUUAUGAAUAGGAAUGAGAGACGCAAAUUCUUUCUCAACACUUGGGUUUUGGAUUCGGGAGGCAGGAAGGAAUGGAGCUGGGGGAGGGGGCGGAAUUACAGUUCAAACAUCGUGAUAGUCUGGUAGUGAAGACAGAGAUUAAGUAAAACAGGUUUUACUGUUGAGCUGCAUUCAGUUACUACAAGAUGUACAGAAAGUGUUGGUCCUUUGAGGCCAACACGAUAAACGAUCAGCGUGGUGGAAAAAUGAAAGUUACUGUAUACGAGCACUUGCAAGCUCUUUAAGAUCCCUAUUUCUUCAAAGCGAAUUAAGGUGAAGCAUGAAACCCCUGGUCUGACGCAGCGCCCCUGCUGGAUUCUCUGGAUGCGUGUGAGAAAUCGUCCAGCCAGGGGCCUGGUGAGAGCACCUUUUCAUCAGACUCAGUUGGGAGACAGGCAGGCUUUUAAUUCUAUUACACGCAGCUGAGUGUUGACCCUUAAAAUUCCAGUCUGUUUUCAUUCAGUAUUAGUUUAGUUCUCCAUAGAGCAGACCCCACCCAGGUGCUAUCAGACGACCAGUUACUGCUUAAUUAACUAGGUGUAAAGUUUUACAUAUACAUUAAUGUCAAUAGUUUAUUACAAGUUGUGGAAAAUGGACUCUAGUUUAAUAACGGGGAGACAAGGAUUAGGCUGCUCCUGAAACUGACUGUAGAGCAUGGAAAAUGAUUUUACUGGAUUCUGUUCAACUGUAAUCAAUGACAAAGAUGUAUGUUGUAGACAAAGUUGCAGAAUUAAAAAGAAAUCUGCUUUUAAUUUAUUCUUUUUGUAUUAAGAAUUUGUAUAGUACCUUUACAUUUUGCAAAACAGUGUUGUCAACACUUAUUAAAGCAUUUUCAAAAUGAAAAAA